AUGACUCUACCAUCGGAAACAAGAUAUGAUUUUGUUCCAACAGCAUCAAUUCUAGCAUUUAUUUUUAUUGGCAUAAUUUUUCUUAUUGGCCUAAUUGGACGAUGUCUCGCUUUAAAUCAAUCAACAAUUCGUAGUGCACAAAGUUUAGAUUUAAUGAUUUAUAGAAUACCGCCAAGAGCAAAUUCUUCAAUGCAAAAAAUACGUCCAUCAAUAGAUAUACAAUCUGAUUUAACUGGUAUUCCAAUUACACCUACUCCAAUUCAGCGAGGACCAAAAAAUCUUUAA
This is a messenger RNA of Adineta steineri, 285 nucleotides long. Lineage: Eukaryota; Metazoa; Rotifera; Eurotatoria; Adinetida; Adinetidae. The record is from the annotation of a GenBank genome assembly.